AUGGUGGCUAUAGGUUAUUUCCCUACUUUGCUGAAAUUUUUGAGUGUCAUUGGUGUGAGGAUGCUACCAUUAGGCAAACACAUGAAGGUUAUUAAUGAUACCUCAUUGAGUAUCAUAAAAUCAAGAAGAGAGCAAGUGCAACAAAGCCACAAUGGCAACAAGAGGGAAGAUUUUCUUCAAUUAUUAAUGGAUGCUGAAGCACCAGAUGACCCAGAUAAUGAGUCUAGCAUUAAGGCUUCACGUGUACUAACUGACAAACAGAUUGUUGGUCUCUGCUUUGACUUCAUGCUUGCUGGUCAUGACACUACAAGCAGCAUGCUGGCCUUCACUUCAUAUCUUUUAGCAAUAAAUCCUCACGAGCAAGAACAACUGUGUCAAGCCAUUGAUGACUACUACCAGGAAAAUGAAGAGGCUUCUUUGUAUGAUGCAUCACAGAAUAUUCCUUAUCUUGAUUGGGUCUUGCACGAAUCAUUGCGCUUAUAUCCACCAGCACCAAAUACUGGUCGUGUGUGUAAUGAGACAUGUACAAUCAAUGGUGUCACAUUCCUUAAAGGAUUUAGAUUUGAUAUUCCCAUACUGAAGAUACACAUGUCACCAGAGUAUUGGGAUCAGCCUGAAGUUUUCAAUCCAAAACGGUUUAGUCCAGAGGGCAAGGAGGGUAGGAAUCCUCAGGCUUACAUUCCUUUUGGUUCAGGACCAAGGAGUUGUAUUGGAAUGAGGUUUGCACUAAUGGAGGCUAAGGCUUGCUUAGUGAGUAUAUUGAGGAAGUAUAGGUUGAAAGAUCACCUGAUACUCAGGUUAGCUGAUCACAAU
Messenger RNA from Amphimedon queenslandica, 813 nucleotides. Its product is annotated as cytochrome P450 3A19-like. Lineage: Eukaryota; Metazoa; Porifera; Demospongiae; Haplosclerida; Niphatidae. The transcript has 5 exons. The annotation marks the transcript as partial. The record is from RefSeq and is a predicted model, not a curated record. Gene Ontology annotation, molecular function: iron ion binding; oxidoreductase activity, acting on paired donors, with incorporation or reduction of molecular oxygen; heme binding.